CUGCCUUCUCCUAAAAUCUCUGCCACUCUCUCAGCUCGCAACCCCAACCUUUCCAUUCUCUCGCUUCAUCAUCAUUAUCAUCAUCUUCUUCUUCUUCAAUUUAUCUCUAUAGCAUUUCCCGCCUUCUAUUAUGUUUACUUUGACUCGAGUUUUCAGCUUUCUGGAAUUUGAAUUAAGUUAGAGGAAUCAGUUUGAAUGCGAGGAGAACGUGGUUGGAAAUGAAGAGGAAAACGCCACUUCAGCUUGCAGAACUUGAGGACUUAUAUAAAGAUAAAAUAUUUCCUACCCAGGAGGAGAUGGGAGACUAUGCUUUGUAUUUAGGACUAACUCUAAAGCAGGUUCAGCAGUGGUUUAUCAAUAAAAGGAAAAGGGAUAAAGGAACUAUAUUACCUAUUCGUUCUAUGAAAAAACCCUCUGCUUGUACAAAAAGGAACGCCACCGGCAUUUUUGCUGCUAACGAGAAUCAUAAAAACAGUUCUUCAGUCCGAGCAAAUAUCUUUGGCAAGAAAAAGAAGGAAAUGCUUCUUCCUCAGGAUUUGUUGCCUGCUCAGUGCAUUCUAAAGAAGGUGUUUCGCAAGGAUGGUCCUCCGCUCGGUGUGGAAUUCGACUCUCUUCCUUCCCAGGCCUUUUUCCGUUGCGAAGGUUCUAAAGAGUCUCAUCCUACUGAUCAAGUGUGUGAAAGAGGAGCAGCCAAAAGGAGAAAGAUUUUUGAGUUUAUCGGCAUGAACCAUCAGAACAACAGUAAUGAGAAAGCCCCAAUGAAGAAACAUGGAAUUGGAAAAGGUUUGAUGACAACUUGGAGGGUUGUGAACCCUGAGGGUGGAUAUAUUCCUACUGGCAUUGAUUUUUCUAGUCGAGAAAUUGGUGCUCCUCAAACUCGUCCUGCAGUGCGAAGGCAACCACCUCAGAACAAAAGGCGGCAGCCUUUAGUGUCUCAAAUGAAACAGAGAAGUUUGGAAAAGAAGAUACAGGAAAAGAAGAGGGCUUCCAUUAAGAGGAGAGAUGUACAUAUGUUGCAAUCUAACAAAAAUGACAAUCAGAUGCAACCACGCAGAGAAAAAUGUGAACUUGCUUUGGAUGGAACUGUAUCCAAUGAAUGUCUUGAUCAACUUGCAAUGCUAGUUGAUGAUGAAGAAUUAGAGUUGAGGGAGUUAGAAGCUGGACCAAAUCCAUUAACAUGUGCGGAUCAUCUGGGUACAAGUGGAUUGCUUGGUUGCUCCCUUUGCAAAGAUUUGCUGGCCAAGUUUCCACCAAGUACGGUUAAGAUGAAGCAACCAUUCAGUAUGCAACCCUGGGAUUCUUCUCCCGAAACUGUCAAAAAACUGUUCAAGGUUUUCCAUUUCUUGUAUACCUAUUCAGUAACACUUGACAUAUGCUCAUUUACGCUUGAUGAGUUUGCUCAGGCAUUUCAUGAUAAGGAUUCCUUGUUACUUGGUAAAAUUCACGUUUCCCUUCUUAAGCUUCUUUUAUCUGAUGUCCAAGAAGAGCUGAGUGGUGCACUUUUGCCUCAUUUUAGCUUGUCUUGCAAGUUUCUUGCUCUUCUUCAAUCGGUAGAGAAUCAAGAAUUUGUGAUCGACUUCUGGAAGACAUCCUUGAACCCUCUGACAUGGACAGAAAUACUACGCCAAGUUUUAGUUUCAGCUGGCUUUGGUUCAAAACAAGGUCUAUUACGCAGGGAAGCCCUUAGAAAGGAAAUGGACCACAUGGUGAGGUUUGGCCUACGCCCCGGUAGUUUAAAGGGUGAGCUGUUUAAAAUUUUGUCACAGAGAGGAAAUAAUGGGCUAAAGGCUUCAGAUUUGGCAUUGUCUUUGAAAGUUACUGAAUUGAAUCUCACUAGCACGACUCAGGAACUCGAAGAAUUAAUAUGUUCAACUCUUUCAAGUGAUAUUACUUUAUUUGAAAAGAUUUCAUCAUCUGCGUAUCGUCUGCGCUGUAGUUCUGUUGCAAAGGACAGCAAUGAUUGUCAUUCUGAUACUAAGGAUUCUGGAAGUGUUGAUGAUGACUCCGAUGACAGCAGUGAUGAUUCUGAGUGCGACUCAAGAAAUUACUAUCAAAGGAAAAUAAAGCAUGAUAACCGUUUUAAAAGUAAAAAUAACAAUUUGGCAGUCCACACUGAAAUUGAUGAAAGCCAUCCAGGAGAGGUGUGGUUGCUAGGACUUAUGGAAGAUGAAUAUUCUGACUUGAGCAUUGAAGAGAAGCUGAAUGCAUUAGUGGCUUUGAUUGAUCUUCUUAGCGCUGGUUCCAGUAUCCGAAUGGAGAAUCCUAGUAAAGCCAUUGUUGAGUUUGUUCCCAGCAUCCCUCGCUAUGGUUCUGGAGCAAAGAUUAAGAGAUCAUCAACUCGACAAAAUUUUCCUAGGCCAUCUUGGGUCUAUGGUGGACAAGAACCACACACAUCAUCAGACUCUCGCCCCGUUGACUCAUCAGCAUUUACAAAGUUUUUUGAAAAAGAAAAAUGUUCUAGCAGUGGAAAGGAUGCAAAACAAACCGAAGUAGGAGUUUAUAUACACCCAAUGCAAUCUGUAUUUUUGGGCUCUGAUCGUAGGUACAACAGGUAUUGGCUUUUCUUGGGCCCUUGUAAUGGAUAUGACCCUGGACAUAGGAGAAUUUACUUUGAAUCUUCUGAAGAUGGUCAUUGGGAAGUCAUAGACACUGAAGAGGCAUUGCGGUCCUUGUUGGCAGUUUUGGAUGACAGGGGUAAACGUGAAGCUCUUCUUAUUGAAUCCUUAGAGAAGCGGGAAACUUCACUUCGUCAAGAAAUGUCGAGCAGACAUUUAUGUGGUUCAGAAAUCGGGUACAUGCAAUCUGGUUCACCUGAGAUGGAUGCCGCAAGAGAAAACAGUUGUUCUCCUGUUUCUGAUGUUGACAACAUAAGCUUGACAGUGGCUGUGAAUGAAUCUUUAACCUCGUGCAGUGCUAUAGUUCUUUAUGCUGGGAAGAAGGGAGAAGAACAAAAACAAAUGUGGAAACGUCUUCAAGAAUUUGAUGUGUGGAUAUCGAAUUACUUUUACUUGAACCUUAAUGCUGUAAAACACAACAAGUGUUCUUAUCUUGAGUCGCUUACCAGAUGUGAAAGUUGUCAUGAUUUGUACUGGAGAGAUGAGAAGCAUUGUAGGAUUUGCCAUACCACAUUUGAGAUUGAUUUUGAUCUAGAAGAGAGGUAUGCCAUCCAUGUGGCUACAUGCAGACAGGAAGGAGACAACAGUACUUUCCCGAGUUUCAAAGUCCUACCAUCACAGUUGCAAUCACUGAAAGCUGCAGUCCAUGCAAUUGAGUCAUUUAUGCCUAAAGAUGCUUUAGUUGGUGCUUGGACAAAGUCUGCUCACAGGUUGUGGGUCAAACGGUUGCGACGGACAUCGUCUUUGUCUGAGCUUUUGCAGGUUGUUGCCGAUUUUGUUGCAGCAAUUAAUGAGAAUUUGUUGAAUCAAUGCCAUAUUGAACAAGAGGGUUGCACUAUUAUUAAAGAAAUCAUAGCAUGCUUUCCAACCAUGCCCCAAACAUCAUCUGCACUUGCACUCUGGUUGGUGAAGUUGGACGAGUUCAUUGCAUCAUAUUUGAAGAAGGCUCAUUCUGAAAGGAACUUAAAUGGGACCAGAUCAGCGUAUUUCAGAUAGUGGAGCACCAGAUGAAUAAAGUCAGCCAUUUUCAGUGCUUGUACAAAAUGGGGAGCUCAUUUGGCUAUGCAAGGCAUUUGACUUUACUUCUUUUCUCUUUGCUCUUCAAAGUACUGAACUGACCACGGUUAUUAUUCCGGCUAUUCAUCAGUGGGAGCUUUCUUUGAUGCAUUAGAAGUUUAAUUUGGAAAGAUGAAAGCAGAAAAACGUUAUGAGACUGUACAGGGCAGAGUUUUGGCUAGAUUUUCAUUUUUGAACAUUCCUCCUCUGCUUAGAUAAUCUAGAUGUUGUACAGGGUUAGGUUCAUACAUAUAUAUGCCCAGGGAAAUCAAGCGUUUUUUUGAUACAAUGGGAACCCAAGUCAGUUACCAUUUUCUACCUACCUUCGGUCAAGGUAGCAAAAUGAAUGUUGCAGUAAAAAUCUCUUUUCAUUGAUGUAGACGGC
Hibiscus syriacus is the source of this 4056-nucleotide messenger RNA. RefSeq names its product homeobox-DDT domain protein RLT3-like. Gene Ontology annotation, molecular function: DNA-binding transcription factor activity, RNA polymerase II-specific; RNA polymerase II cis-regulatory region sequence-specific DNA binding. The transcript is spliced from 18 exons. Gene Ontology annotation, biological process: regulation of transcription by RNA polymerase II. Lineage: Eukaryota; Viridiplantae; Streptophyta; Magnoliopsida; Malvales; Malvaceae. The coding region runs from base 219 to 3611 and encodes 1130 amino acids. Gene Ontology annotation, cellular component: nucleus; transcription regulator complex. The record is from RefSeq and is a predicted model, not a curated record.